Molecule: messenger RNA, 2535 nt
Organism: Mauremys reevesii (Reeves's turtle)
Lineage: Eukaryota; Metazoa; Chordata; Testudines; Geoemydidae
Gene: LRRN4CL
Product: LRRN4 C-terminal like
Exons: 2
Coding region: 236-1096 (286 amino acids)
Molecular function (GO): protein binding
Source: RefSeq, a predicted model, not a curated record
GCUGGGGGCGGGGGAUGAGCUCAGCUCCCCGACGGGAUAAAACUUGCUGCAGCUGCUGGAGCGAAGCAGACGAGACGCGAGAGCAGAGUCGAGCGGUGCCAGCCCCGAUCUCCCAGCGCCCCGGAGAGGAGAACCCCGAUCCCCAGCGCUGAGCCCUGUCUCGCUGGAGACCAGAGCCCUGUGACCCCAGUGACCUGACGCCGGUCCCCAUCCAGCUACAGGAGCGGCGGGAACCAUGACCAUCCUCCCGGAAUUCUCGGCUCCAGUCCUCACGGUUGCUUGCCUCCUGAUCCUGUGCCCAGAGGGGGCUCCGACAAGCAUGGGAGGCUCCCUACCCCUUCCCCCAAAGGGCCAGAGCCACUGGCCCUGGCUCCGUGCCCAGGAGAGCAGCCCCCUUGCCUCCUCCACACCCCAGCAUGACUUGGGAACAGACUAUUACGACUAUGAGGACCUCUCCACCCCAGAUACCCCAGAGAUGCCUGGCUCCCAGCACCCACCCCAUCAGCCUUGUGACUACCACCACUGCCGCCACCUGCAGACAGCCUGUGCAGAGUUGAGCAAGGAUACUGGUUGCCUGUGCCCUGGGGUGACUGGCCCAGAUGUGCCCCCGGAGCCGCCCCAGCUGGGGGCAGUGCACGUCACUGAGUCUGGGGCCAGCCUGCAUUGGUGUGCCCCCUCCUCCACAGUAUGGGAGUACCGACUGAUGUACCAGGCUGAUGGGGGCCACACCAUUGCUGGCCCCAUCUUCAACAGCACUUUCCGGAUGGCAGUGCUUGCGGGGCUGCACCCCAGCACCUCCUACCUGGUGUGUGUCAUGGCAGCCAACCAGGCUGGUGCCAGCCCCACUGACGAUGGGAGUCGGGCCCAUGGACCGUGCCGCACCAUCCGCACUCUGGCCCCCCAGCUUCCCUAUGCAUAUGUGGCGGCAGGACUGGCGGCCAUGUUCGGCCUGGUGGUGGUGGCUGCGCUGACCUGGCACUUUGCCCUGCGCUCGAGGAGACGGCAGUUCCACGGCUCCCAGGACAACAUCCUGGAUGGGGAGGUGGGGCCAAGUGGGGUGGCCAAUGGCUUUUACAAGGGCGAGGAGCAGCUGUAGGGGCACCUGAACCCUCCAUCCCCCAGACACAUACACUGCUGGCUUGGAUCGGAGCCAGUCCCCAUGGACUGUCCAGUGCAGUGGGGACCAGGGCUGGCGGAGAUGUGGAGUUAGCGGUGGGCACCACCUGACACAGCCAGAGCAUGAUGCCCUCCCCACUCCACAUGGGGUGAGGCUGCUCAGGUCCUGAUGCUCCCUCCCCAUAACAUUUAUUUAUUUAUUUAUUUAUAUAUUUAUAUAGUGAAAGGUGGGGGGGUCCUGAAGCAUCAAGGGCUGUGGGGAGGCCCCAUGGGGGGCAGGGUAGAGGGGCAUAUAGGCAGAGGCCCUUGACAACCAGUAUGAAUCAUGCUGAGUAACAAUCCCAUCCUGCACCAGACCACCUGUGCUGGCUCCAGUGGGGGGGGGGUGUUGCCUGGGGCUCCCCCUGCUUGUUGUGUGGGGGAGGUCACCCCAGUUGCUGUUGCAUGUCUGGCCUCGGGGCUGCACCCUGGGACCACCUGCCCCCCCCAUAGCUGGGAUGGUGCGGUGGGGGGAGGAGCCAUGGCAGGGGGCUGGUCACCGAGGUGGGGAGGCUGGGGGUGUUCUGCGCUGCUGGCAAUGUGAACUUGUUCGUGUUGAAUAAAGUCCAGAAGCAAUGUCCUGGCUGCAGGUUUGUCCCUCGUCUCCUUCAGCUCCUCUUGAUUGCAUGGAACAGUGAAUCAUCACAGUACCCCCACAGCGGGGCUCUUCCCCGCACUUCCUGGACAGUCUGUCUGGACCCAGCUCUGGUGGGGUUUCCGCUAAGAGCCGCACCCAGCAGUGUCACAAGGGCCCUUGAACCAUUGCCUGGAAAACAUGAUCCAUCCCAGAUGUGUGUGAGAAGGCCCUAGCCCAGAAGGCAAUGGGAAUGAGGAGCAGCCCCCGCCCUCCUCGUUCUAGGGUUUCUUGAGGAAUGACCCAGCUCCAUGCCCUGACUGCUGGGGAAGCCAUGGUGCCCAGGUAUGUGAGGGGCAGCCCAGGACAGAUGAUGCAUGUUGGGGGAUCCUCUGCAGGUCCCAGGCACAGGCAGGAAGGAGGUGUUGGGGCAGAACUCACCCUCAGUGCGCUGGCCAGCAGGGCUGAAUGCAUGGAUCUGAUACCAUCCGCAUUCAGGGCUGGGCGCCCCAGUGCUAAGGGGCCUGCCUGGGCACGGAGGUGGGGAGAUGCUUCUGUCUAGUCCAGCCCUCCUAUGUGUGUGUCCUGACCCCCAGCUGUGCUGAAACCAGAGGGACCCCUGAGAGUGGAUUGACACUGAGAUGGGGCAGUGGGGGAAGGGGUUGCUCCUAUAUUGUUGUGACACAGCCAUUUAUGCUGCAAGUUGUGUAAUCUAGGGAGACAUCACCGUCCCCUGGCACAGGAACCCACUGGUAUGGGACACAGUGUAAUAACAGGCCAAAUUGCAGCCACUUCCCUUCCUGGCA